AUGGUGGCAGGAAAUGGAGGUUCGUGCAUUGGCCGUUGUGGGGCACAGAUGAACCACAAUUACAACUGCCAGUGCAAUGAUGCAUGUGUGGGACAUGGAGACUGCUGCCAGGACUAUAACAUGUGUAAUUCAAAGAUGUCCUGCAAGGGAAGAUGCAACGAGGCUUACAACCACAGAAAUCCCUGUCACUGUAAUGCCAAGUGUGACGACUACCACAAUUGCUGCCGGGAUUAUCAUUCUCAAUGCAAGGUUAGCAAUCCUGGGAUUGGUUUCACCGAUCAGGAAAUUCAACAAAUUUCUGAGGAGAUCUACUCACUGGACAUCAACAAGGCCACAGAGAAUGACAUUCGCUUGAACCUUCAAGACCAUGUUUCUAACUCCCAGACUGGAGCCAAGAUAGAUCAUGCUCCAAUGAGGCUCUAUACGUAUGUGAAUGAAGAUGCCCUGUUCUCAAAGCCAACCUUUGCUAAAUUCAUUGCACUCUUAGACAACUACCACCGAAUGACAGGCACCCCUGAGAAGUUCACACCAGAGCAGCUGGGAGAAGAAGAUGCAUUUAUUAAAGAGAUUAUGAAGACCCCCAUCAUGAAUAAGUUGUACAGCGUCCUCCACUCAAAGAAAUUGUACAAUUACGUAACGGAUUUUGAAGAAGACCUGAAGAAGAUGUGGUUUGGCCUGUACUCCAGAGCUGAAAACAUCCUAGAUUCCAGUGGUUUUGAGCAUGUCUUUUCAGGUGAGGUGAAGCGAGGGAAAGUGUCUGGAUUCCACAACUGGGUGCGGUUUUACCUAGCAGAAAAAAACAACGAGCUGAAUUAUUACAGUUACAAUUACGAUGGACCGUGGACCAACUAUCCUGAGAUUCUGGCAAUGCAGUUUAACUGGGAUGGAUACUACAAACAAGUGGGCUCGGAGUUCAUUGGUUCCAGUCCCGAGUUUGACUUUGCCAUUUAUACUCUUUGCUUCAUUGCAAAGCCUGAUAAAUUAUGCACAGUGAGCCUUGGUGGGAAGACCAUGAAAAUUCAGACCUACACCUGGACCAAGUCCACGUAUGGAAAUGGCAAGAAGUAUGUAGCGUCGACAUUCCCACUGACACCUUGA
Pristis pectinata (smalltooth sawfish) is the source of this 1098-nucleotide messenger RNA. RefSeq names its product endonuclease, polyU-specific (gene endou). Bases 1 to 1098 code for a protein of 365 amino acids. The transcript has 9 exons. Gene Ontology annotation, biological process: immune response. NCBI's taxonomy places the organism in Eukaryota, Metazoa, Chordata, Chondrichthyes, Rhinopristiformes, Pristidae. Gene Ontology annotation, molecular function: scavenger receptor activity; RNA endonuclease activity; polysaccharide binding. The record is from RefSeq and is a predicted model, not a curated record.